AUGAAAACGACCAAGGGUUGUAAUGCCAAGCACAAACGAGACCCGAAGUCUGGCAAAUCCCAAAUACCCGUCCGCUCGGGGUCAACUUUUAAAUGGCGGAUCCAGCAGCGUGGCUCGAAAGAUGAUGGCGAUGGGGGGUCUGACAGGAAACCGGCCCUGAAGCGGCAUCGGCUGCAGGUUACACAUACCCAAGGUCGAAAAAGGGACAAUCUUAGCGCCUCACGACCCGUUGGCUCUGAGCUUUCUUUUGUAACUUUCGCCGAGACCACGAAACCUUACACGCUUGAGAAUGCCGUUCAAUAUCUCACCCAUAUUCGAGACUCGUUCUAUCCCACCGAAGUAUGUGUACGGCACACAGCCGUCGACAGAUCACUCUACCUCUUUCUCUUCAACGACCCCUUAUACUUCCACGCUAUCCAGUUUGCCGUUCUUGCAUACAAGGAGAUGCUGCUAGGCCUACCAAGAAGUAAUGAGACAUAUAGGCAUGGAACCAAGACUUUUCAACUACUUCGGCAACGACUAAGCUCGCCUGAUCAACUUGUCGCGCUGUCUGAUCCAACCGCGUUAGCCAUUAUUACUCUUGCACACGCAGCAGAAGGAUCUGGAGAUACUAAAAGCUUCGAGGCACAUGUACAAGGUCUCCGGGCACUUGUAGAAGCGCGAGGGGGGCUGACGUCUUUGAAGUCAGACCUCCGUGAGAUGCGAACAAAGAUAUGCAGAGUUGAUAGUGCCUUCGCUUUUCUUGAAGACCGGCCUCCGAUGUUCUUCCAGGAGUCAAUAUCGUGGGAUCGGUACCUAGUCGACCAAGACGAGCCCUUAGACACUGGCCCCAUCAGCAUCCAGCUCCAGAAAAUACGCUCGCUUGAACCGAGACUCCUUAAUGUGUGGCUGGACAUGAGACAGUUCACAUUCAUGUGCAACCGCAACCAGAAAUCGAACACUCGGAUUGACCAAAGCACGUACGGCAAGAUUACAGUCUCGAUGCAAUAUCGCCUCCUCCACCUCUCCUUUGCGGCAUGCUCCCUAAAUAAUGCUCUGCGCAUGGGUCUGCUUGUUGUGAUGACGAAGCUGAUGUUUGGGUGGCAUCCUAACAAUAAAGCCCAGCGUCGAGCCUUGGUACGGUUUGAAGUGGCGUUGCUCCAGCUGCGUAGUGCGGUUGAGGAUGUUCCUUGUCCGCUCUUGUUUUGGAUGAUCAUGCUUCGUUUCCAAUUUGGCGUUCCUGAAUCGGCAGAUACGUGGCUAGAAGCAUGGCUUGCUGACACAAUGAAGGAAUUGUCAAUCACUUCGUGGUCUGAGGCCAGGACGUUUCUAGUUUCGAUGGUCUGGUUUGAAUUUUUUGGGGACUCGGACGCAGAAAUUGCUUUUGAAGCUGCGUGCUCAAGGCAUCAAGUUAGUGAUUAA
Molecule: messenger RNA, 1401 nt
Organism: Clonostachys rhizophaga
Lineage: Eukaryota; Fungi; Ascomycota; Sordariomycetes; Hypocreales; Bionectriaceae
Source: the annotation of a GenBank genome assembly